UAUUUGAGAUCGGGGGAAAGGGCCACAUGUUGUCACAAAUCCAGACCAUGCAGAGCUCCAGGCUGCUGAGCGGAGCGCUCAUCUGCGCGCUGCUGCUGCUCUCCAGCGGCACCGCCGGGGCGCAGGGACUUCUGGACGCAGAGUCCGAGGAGGAGCUGAGCCCCAGAGCACUACGGGAUUUCUACCCAAAAGGACCAAACCUGACCAGUGAGAAGCAGCUGCUUGGCGCUCUCCAAGAAGUUCUUGAAAAGCUGCAGGCAAAGCGACUUCCUUCAUGGGAAAAGAAAUUUGGCCAAGUCCCAACGUGUGAUGUUGGAGAGCAGUGCGCGGUGAGGAAAGGCGCACGAAUCGGGAAGAUGUGCGACUGUCCCCGGGGAGCUUUCUGCAACUUCUUCCUGCUGAAGUGCUUAUGAGCCUCUCCGGAUCUGAAUGUAGCUUUGAAAAAAUAGGAGCAAAAUGAAGAGGAAAUUCACUCUGAAUCACUUUGUUAUUAGGCUCAGAUUUUUCUUAACUGCACAGCUCAGCGCAGCUGGAGUGACUCUAAAAUUACAAAGAACUGUAGAAGUUUUAUUAUUAAGAGUAAAACAUUUCACAUCAUUCUACAGAAAGCAUCACUGUUAGGUUCCCAAGAGGAUGGUGGUGUUGUAGUUUCUGUAAAUAAAUAUUCAGAUCCACUUUAACAUCAAUAAAUUCACCUGAGGGACCAUAAACACACUGUAAAGUAAAACCAGCAAUAUUAUGGGAACAUAUAUCCUUCAUCUGCUGUGUUUUAAACUUGUUUUGUUUCAGUCAAAUGUCUUGUGUUUGUCUCAUGCUAAUAAACAGUGAAUCCUGUUGUUUUGUAAAGCAGAGCAGUGG
Messenger RNA from Cyprinodon variegatus (sheepshead minnow), 858 nucleotides. RefSeq names its product cocaine- and amphetamine-regulated transcript protein-like (gene cart3). The transcript has 3 exons. Bases 27 to 413 code for a protein of 128 amino acids. Gene Ontology annotation, biological process: cellular response to starvation; G protein-coupled receptor signaling pathway; positive regulation of MAPK cascade. NCBI's taxonomy places the organism in Eukaryota, Metazoa, Chordata, Actinopteri, Cyprinodontiformes, Cyprinodontidae. The record is from RefSeq and is a predicted model, not a curated record. Gene Ontology annotation, molecular function: neuropeptide hormone activity.